GCCACUGACAGAAAACACCUGGGCUGCGUCCCUGGCCUUAGGCCGCUGAUGUCAGGGAUGCGAGGGAGCCCUACAGCUACUUCCCAUCGCCCUCCCACACAACGCGGGAUGCCAGCCCGAGGCGGCCCCCAUCACCGCCUGGGGCACCUCGAUUCCUGUCACCACCCCAGGCCCUCUGUCCUGCGUGCCCCGGGCCGAGUGUACGCCCUACUGAGGCAUCAUUUGCGUCUGCAGAAACCAGAACCAGCUGACAUGUGUGAGGCAUUAAGCCCCUUGCUGCUUGUGGCCACGGUGGGGCACUGUGAAGCCCCUGGGGGGAAGUUUUUUUUAAAGAGGUGGCUUUUUUGUGCAAGGGAAGCUGGCUGGAAAAUUCAGGGGAGGGAUGGAACUUGAGAAAAACAGCCACGAACUCCCAAGCCUCGUGAUCUGGGAGCAGGGUGACCGCGAGGCAGGUUCCAGCCGCACUCAGCACCCUUCCGGCACAGGGUUGUCCUCUCGUGCACGGGCCAGAGCAGCGACAGAAGCGCAACAGGGCCCCUGCAAACUGUCAUGUGGACCAGCUGGUGGCUCUGGCCCCUGGUGGCCAUCUGCACUGCAGACCAGUUCCGGGAAGAGGCGGAAAGGAUUAUGCAGGGCACACCUGUCAUUGAUGGGCACAAUGACCUGCCCUGGCAGCUGCUGACCAGUUUCAACAACCAGCUGCGGGACGCGAGGGCCAACCUGACCAGCCUGGCCCACACGCACACCAACAUCCCCAAGCUGAAGGCCGGGCUUGUCGGGGGCCAGUUCUGGUCUGCGUACACACCCUGCGACACCCAGAACAAAGAUGCCGUGAAGAGGACGCUGGAGCAGAUCGACGUCAUCCACCGCAUGUGCCAGAUGUACCCUGAGACCUUCCUGUGUGUCACCAGCAGCGAAGGCAUCCGACAGGCCUUCCAGGAGGGCAAGGUGGCCAGUCUGGUCGGCGUGGAGGGCGGCCACUCCAUCGACAGCAGCCUGGGCGUCCUGCGGGCGCUCUACCACCUGGGCAUGCGGUAUCUGACCCUCACACACAGCUGCAACACACCCUGGGCCGACAACUGGCUGGUAGACACGGGGGAAGAUAAGGCCCAGAGCCAAGGCCUGUCGUCCUUUGGGCAGAGCGUGGUGAAGGAGAUGAACCGGCUGGGCGUCAUCAUCGACUUGGCCCACGUGUCCGUGGCCACCAUGAAAGCCGCCCUGCAGCUGUCCAAGGCCCCCGUCAUCUUCAGCCACUCCUCGGCCUACAGGCUGUGUGGGCACCGGCGCAACGUGCCAGACGACGUGCUUGAGCUGGUGAACCAGACGGGCAGCCUGGUGAUGGUGAACUUCUACAAUGACUACGUGUCCUGCAGAGCAGAGGCCAACCUGUCCCAAGUGGCAGACCACCUGGACUACAUCAAGAAGGUGGCAGGAGCCGGAGCGGUGGGCUUUGGUGGGGACUACGAUGGCGUCUCAAGGCUCCCCACAGGGCUUGAGGACGUGUCCAAGUACCCGGACCUGAUUGCCGAGCUGCUCAGGAGGCAGUGGACGGAGGAGGAGGUCAAGGGCGCCCUGGCUGAAAAUCUGCUGAGGGUCUUUGAGGCCGUGGAGCAGGUGAGGAGCUGCCUCCUGCGCCCAGCCCCUCCCCACGCAGGAGACAGGCCGGGGACGACCUGUGUCUGUCCCCAGGCAAGUGAUCACACACAAACACCCGAGGAAGAGCCCAUCCCACUGGACAAGCUGGAGGCUUCCUGCAGGACUACGUACGGCUACUCCGGGGCCCCCAGCCUCCACCGCCCACCGGGAACUCUGCUGGCCUCCCUCGUGCCCCUCCUCUUCAGCCUGUGUCUUCUGUGACACCCUGGGGACC
Pteropus alecto (black flying fox) is the source of this 1870-nucleotide messenger RNA. It is a transcript of the gene DPEP1, whose product is annotated as dipeptidase 1. Gene Ontology annotation, molecular function: metallodipeptidase activity. The coding region runs from base 550 to 1857 and encodes 435 amino acids. Gene Ontology annotation, biological process: proteolysis. The record is from RefSeq and is a predicted model, not a curated record. Lineage: Eukaryota; Metazoa; Chordata; Mammalia; Chiroptera; Pteropodidae. The transcript is spliced from 10 exons.